GCCCGCAGGCCCGAUAUUCCCAGCCCGACUUUAAUCUCUAUAUUUAAACCUCUGCGUUUCCAAAUUACAGAAACACAAUCUCUGCCCGCAUCAUUCGUUUGCUUUGAGGUGAAACGCCAACAUUCUCCCGAGAAGAAAAACCCAUGGCGCUCAAAUUCCACUCUUUUUUCUCAAGAACUGAAGGAUCAUGCGCUGAAAAGAGCGAAAAUUCUGGUAGAAUUUCAAGAAUUUCCAAGGAUGAGGAUGAUGCUUUUGAGGAUGCGACGGCCGAAACGAGGCCUCUGUCCGCGGUGGCGGAUGCGUUUGAAGAGGUCUCUGCGGUGGUGAAGGAUAAGGGUCUCAAUUAUGAUCUUGAUUUGAAGACCUUUUGUGAUGCGUGCUCCCUCGUCUCGAUUCUCUUUGGUUGUUUAGGCAUGGCGUUCAAAUUCGCUGAAUUAGAGUAUGUUUCUAAGGUAAGUGGUCUUGCAGAAGCAUCAGAGAGCUACGGUACAUUAAAUAAUAUACUUGAUUUUGAUACACAAAAUGACACAGUGAGGACGCCAGGAAGUCUUUCACGUAAUUUACGCAGAGUUAGACAGGGUCUUGAUCUCAUCAGAGCUCUAUUUGAAAACUUUUUGUCAUCAGGUAAUGGCUGUUUGAAAGAUGCUGCAUCAACAGCUUAUGCAAAAACAUGUGCACCAUAUCACACGUGGGCAGUCAGAACUGCUGUUUAUGCUGGUAUGUAUGGUCUGCCAACGAGGGAUCAACUACUUUUGAAGCUAAAUGAAACCGAUGAGUCAGCUGAGAGAGAAAUGAUUAGAUACAUCAACGCCUCCAUUCUAGUCAUUCAGUAUAUUGAUAAGUUGUACACUUCAAGAAAUAUCAGCUUGGAUUGGUGAGCAUUACAUCUUCCUCAGAGUUGUUGAAUUCAUCCACUCUAUACCUGGAGAUACUUCCGGGGAUCCUGCUUAUUCCUUUGGAGCUUUCUAAUCAGAUUCGAGCUCUUGUUUCAAAUAACAGACUUGUUUGUAUGUGAUAUGUAUUCUUAACUAUUAGGUUUUAGUACAACGAUAAAUAUAUUAAAUUAGAGAUGAAUGAGGAUGCUUGUGCCAGGGUGGUCACCAAUCUUGCGAGCACUCCUAGCUGUAAUAGCAUUAUUUUCUGUUGACAGAAACUUAGGUGUUCAACACUAGUAUUUUUCUGUAUGUAUUUUCACUUGUAUGAUGAUCAUCUGGUGCAUGUAUAUAUUAAUGGCAUGCCAGGAGAACUCGAAAUUUGUACAACACAGGUUCUUUUAUAAUGAAUUUCACACGCAUCGAUCAGAGGCGAUGCUUGUUGACAAGCGUCAA
Molecule: messenger RNA, 1328 nt
Organism: Sesamum indicum (sesame)
Lineage: Eukaryota; Viridiplantae; Streptophyta; Magnoliopsida; Lamiales; Pedaliaceae
Product: Glycolipid transfer protein (GLTP) family protein
Biological process (GO): ceramide transport; intermembrane lipid transfer
Cellular component (GO): cytoplasm; cytosol; membrane
Molecular function (GO): ceramide 1-phosphate binding; ceramide 1-phosphate transfer activity
Source: RefSeq, a predicted model, not a curated record